Molecule: messenger RNA, 1487 nt
Organism: Rhagoletis pomonella (apple maggot)
Lineage: Eukaryota; Metazoa; Arthropoda; Insecta; Diptera; Tephritidae
Product: atypical protein kinase C-like
Exons: 4
Coding region: 400-723 (107 amino acids)
Molecular function (GO): protein binding
Source: RefSeq, a predicted model, not a curated record
CGGUUGUCCGUGCCGCUCGCCCAAUUGAAUUAAAUUAAUUUGUUGGCCACGAACAAAUUAAGCCGUAAUUAAUUUUUUUGUUUAUUUUAGUUCUGUGUUUUUGUAAUGUCUUAAUUUUAAUUGUGAUUAAAGUGAACUCGUCAUGUUUGGAAAGCUUUCAUCGUUUUAAAUUUGUGAAUGGAAAAAGAAGAGAAAAGAAUUGCAAACCAAUUAGGCAGUGGCAAAUGUUGGAUAUAGGAGUGGACGAGGUGUGAAGAAAGCUACUGUUCAUUCGAACUUACUCUUUUAAUAAUAACAUCCACAAUCGAAAGUGUGAUAAACUUUUACGUGAAAAAAGUUUAGUGCCUUCAACGCUUUACAUAUUGACAUAUAAAAAAAUUACUCAUUCUCGAAGCACAAAUGCAGAAAAUGCCUUCUCAAAUCAUUCCGGACGGCACAAACGCCAACAGUGCCACCAAUGAAAUCAAAGUGAAAACGGCCUACAAUGGCGAAAUAAUGAUAACCUACAUCGAGGAAAAUAUUACUUAUGAGAAUCUAUGCCAUGAGAUACGCGGCAUAUGCCGUUUUCCAUCUGAUCAGCCUUUCACCAUUAAAUGGGUGGACGAAGAGAAUGAUCCUUGUACUAUAACUACGCAAAUGGAAUUGGACGAGGCCAUACGCUUGUAUGAAAUCAAUCGUGACUCCGAACUGGUUAUACAUGGACAACGACAGGAUGCCUUCUGAUGUCGCCGCAAAAUCACCUGCACGACGAAGCCGAUAUGCUCCCUAUUAUGGAUCAUAACACAAUGCUCUGCAGGCAGUUUCUAGUUGGGAGCCACAAAUAGACAAAUGAUCGCUGAUGAGCCCUCGCCAAGGCACUUCAGGAGGCAUCUCAACGAACUGACGGACAAAGUCCCGAGAUUCAUCAAGCAGCCUCUGGAUCCGUCAGCUUACCGACAGGUCUUUACCGACGGCAUUUACAGAGAGGCAGUCUUCGAGUUAUAUGGACUCUCGGCAUAUGGACAUACCUCAUCGAGGCUGCACGCUUCCUGGGUCUACCGCUAGUAGAGCUUGACUACAACGAUUGUGGGACUAACCGAUUUGGGCGGGGUUUUUGUAGCCGCUACAACAACAAAAACAACUAAACAUUUUAUUCGAUAUACUUACGUACAUAAUUGUAAUGAGCCUAAGUGUUACUAUAAAAUCUUUCGGUUUAAUGUAUCUUUUAUUGCGUGAUAUUGCAUGUUGUUCAAAAGGACGAAAAAAACAGAUCACGCUCGGCCCACAGUGAUAUUUGGUCCCAAAUUCGUGCCUAUAAAGCCAGGUCCCGACCGUUGCAUCUGUUCCUAUGAUUAGUGUGAAAAUGUUAGUUGACGCAGCGCUCUGAAAAGUAAAAAUUGAAUGCUAAAGUUUAAAAGAACGCCAAAAGCCAUAGAGGCGAUCGAUUUUAGUUUUGUAAAACAGGAUUUUCUUCCACAGAUCUGUUCUAUAUAAGGUUUAAUUUAAAU